Molecule: messenger RNA, 576 nt
Organism: Cyphellophora attinorum
Lineage: Eukaryota; Fungi; Ascomycota; Eurotiomycetes; Chaetothyriales; Cyphellophoraceae
Exons: 1
Coding region: 1-576 (191 amino acids)
Source: RefSeq, a predicted model, not a curated record
AUGCCAAAGGAUCCCAAAAACAGCUUCUUCAUACGCACCCUACGUCGUCUCGGUGUUUUCACCGCUGAUAGCCAGCCAAGCCCAGCUUCCGAUAAGAGCAAAGUCAUCGAUUAUGGAUCUAGUAGUGAGUUCGAACUACCGGCGGACGACGAGCAGAGGCCGAUCCAGAAGCACAUAGCCAGCGAGCAGAAAAGCGUCGGUGGUGAUGAGCUGCCGACGACUACAACGACCACCAAUUCAUCGAUUGCUCUAGCCGUCUCCGUAGAAUCGUCUACUGCUCCGCUGCCAAUAGUACUACGCGACGAGUCCUUCAACAUCGACCACUUCAUCCUCAAGAACCCCGACCUCCCAAACCCGAUCGCCCAACAGCUCGCUCUCAAUAGACAAUCACGCCCCUACGAUGGCUGUGUCAUGAUCCCAGGUCCCCUCGUCAAGGAGUUGACAGAAACCGCCCAGAACGGAUGGCACACAGGUUUCUGGCCGGACGGCACGCCCGCCAAUCGCGAGCGGCGGUGGAGUGGCGGCGAGCCCGGGAGUGGUAUCGGAGGAGUGGGCGGCGGAGGAGGAUGCGGAUGA